Molecule: messenger RNA, 6387 nt
Organism: Alligator sinensis (Chinese alligator)
Lineage: Eukaryota; Metazoa; Chordata; Crocodylia; Alligatoridae
Gene: MAP3K20
Product: mitogen-activated protein kinase kinase kinase 20
Exons: 12
Coding region: 354-1718 (454 amino acids)
Biological process (GO): protein phosphorylation
Cellular component (GO): cytoplasm
Molecular function (GO): protein kinase activity; ATP binding; protein binding
Source: RefSeq, a predicted model, not a curated record
UGAAGUGAUCACAACAUGGAGAGAUCACAUGCUUCAGAUUCCAGAACUCCUAUGCAAGUUCAUAGUUGAAAGCACAUUUCCCAUUUGUCAGAGUGCUUCAUGUUAGGAGACCUGGUGAUACACUUGCUUUUUGCAGAGCUACUUCACCAUGUACAGGAAACACCAGUAUAAAUCUGAGGAGCAUUUUUAGCUAUUUCUCUCCAUGCAACUGAUUUUCAGUCUGCACCAAAUAUAUGAAUGCUUGAAUAGGCUGCUGGAGUGUGAGUUUCUGGAUUAUUUUCCUUUGAUCUGUUCAGUGGAUUUGCUAUAGAACUUUUAUUCCAAUUUUGUUGUGGAACAUUUGUCAUUAUGAGAUGUCGUCUACCAGUGCUUCAUUUGUGCAAAUUAAAUUCGAUGACUUGCAGUUCUUUGAAAACUGCGGUGGAGGGAGUUUUGGGAGUGUUUAUCGAGCCCGAUGGAUAUCACAGGAAAAAGAGGUGGCUGUGAAGAAGUUGCUGAAAAUAGAGAAAGAGGCAGAAAUACUCAGUGUGCUCAGUCACAAAAACAUCAUUCAGUUUUAUGGAGCUAUUCUUGAACCUCCUAAUUAUGGCAUUGUUACAGAAUAUGCUUCUGCUGGUUCAUUGUUUGAUUACAUUAAUAGCAACAAAAGCGAAGAGAUGGAUAUGGAUCACAUCAUGACCUGGGCAACUGAUAUAGCUAAAGGAAUGCACUAUUUACAUAUGGAAGCUCCAGUCAAAGUAAUACACAGAGAUCUGAAGUCCAGGAAUGUUGUUAUAGCUGCUGAUGGAGUUUUAAAGAUCUGUGAUUUUGGUGCCUCAAGGUUUCACUCCCAUACAACGCACAUGUCCUUAGUGGGCACCUUCCCUUGGAUGGCCCCAGAAGUUAUCCAGAGCCUUCCAGUAUCUGAAACAUGUGAUACAUAUUCAUAUGGUGUGGUUCUCUGGGAGAUGCUAACAAGGGAGGUCCCCUUUAAAGGCUUGGAAGGAUUACAAGUAGCUUGGCUUGUAGUGGAAAAAAACGAGAGAUUAACCAUUCCAAGCAGUUGUCCCAGAAGUUUUGCAGAACUGAUGCGUCAGUGUUGGGAUGCUGAUUCAAAGAAAAGGCUAUCUUUCAAGCAGAUCAUUUCAAUUCUGGAAUCCAUGUCAAAUGACAGAAACCUUCCAGACCAAUGUAACUCAUUCCUGCAUAACAAGGCUGAAUGGAGAUGUGAAAUUGAGGCAACUUUAGAGAGACUAAAGAAACUAGAGCGUGAUCUGAGCUUUAAAGAGCAGGAGCUAAAGGAACGGGAGAAACGUUUAAGAAUGUGGGAGCAGAAGUUAACAGAACAGUCCAAUACUCCUUUUUUCUUACCUAUUGCUGCAAGAAUGUCUGAGGAGUCUUACUUUGAAUCUAAAACAGAGGAGUCAAACAGUGCAGAGAUGUCAUGUCAGAUCACAGCAACAAGUAACGGGGAGGUUGCUGGCAUGAACCAAAGUCUGAAGGCCUUGAUGAUGACGGGCUUUGGGGAUAUCUUCUCUGUGAACCAAGCAGGAUCUGUCCUGCAUUCUGGAAUGCAGAUAAACAUGCAAGCCAAAAAGAAUUCUUCUAAAAGCACCUCUAUGAGAAGGGGGAAGAAAAUCAACAUGGCUGUGGGUUUCAGUGAAUUCGACUGGUCAGAUGAUGGUGAUCAUGACGACGAUGAUGAUUAUUUUGAUGAUUCAGAUGAUAGUAGUGAGUGAAAUCAGAAACCUAAUUGAAUCUAAAAUUUGUUUCUAGCAAAGCAAAACAAUCAUGUUUUAGAAAAGCUAUCCUGUCAUUUUGGUCCGUUUAAAUCCUGUAAAAGAAACAAAGGCAAUAGCACUCUGUUUUCUAGGCCAGUCAUAUUUGUAUGUAAAAAUACAUGUUAUUUUUGUGUUUGCCUGUUUCUGCUUUGCUGAAAUUUGGAACUAAACUUUCAAAACAAGUUGAGAUAUAGUGUUUUUACCCAACUUUUAUAGUGUUAGCUGCAAUCCUGGGUGCCUGAUUACAGAAACUAUGGCUCAAUAUAUUUAAGAUUAAAAAACACUGGGGGAAACUUUUAAUACCUAUCAUUUUUAAAAAGACAUUCAUUACUUUUCUUUGUGUUGCUAUAGUUUUACUCACCAAUUUUAUUGUUGAACAUAUUAAUAUAUUUGUACUUCCACACAGGUUUUACCUAUAAAAUCCAUUCUUUCUCAUUCAUGCACCUUUUCCUGUAUUUGUGAUUUCUCAGUCAUUCUCAAGGCUGUAUUCUGUGAUAUAAUAAAUAUAUUGCUACGGUGGCAAAGCUUGAUUGAGAGAAAUAAAGUUGUAAUUUAAACACACACUGUAAGAACAGUAACUGUAUCCAGAAAAUCACUGGUAAUAGAUCAUUUGUAACAGUGUUUUUUGGGAUUUUUUUUAAGUAUGAAAUUCACUCUUUAGCGCAGUCGAUUACAAUCAGAUCUCAGCAUCUAAGAGCAGAUAUUAUAAUCUACAUGCGCAUUUUUUGUUAUACUGGAGGCCUCAUUAACUUUGUUGGCCUUGCUCUGGAUGUAUUGCAUUGUAGCUAAGCAAAAUUUGGUCUCAGGUUACUUACAGCAAUUUUUUACUAUACUGUAUCUGUUAGACCACUUAUCAUUGUCUUUCAUACAAAAGGAGAGAGAGAGUGAGCAAGAGAGACUUUAAAAGGGACGCUGUAAACUUGUUUCGGCUCUCCUUCUGUGGGUUGAGUUAAAGUUUGGAGGAUGAUAUAAGGAAUGUUUGCUAGAUUUCCAAUAUCUGUCUUUCUGCAGUAAAAUAAUUUUUAACUUAUUGUCGCUGUUAUGCAUCAUUCUAAAAUUCAGAAUGUAAGUAUCUGUUGCAGUAAAUAAACUUGACACUCACUGUAUUCAGAGCAGUAUUUAUAUUUUCCUGAUGACCUCUUUACUGGUAAUGCAGAAAGAGAGAGGGAAACCAAGGCAGUUGCACACAGGUGCAGGAGAAAGUGACACUUUAAAAUGGUUGCCCAAAGAAGGGGAAAAUGAUUACUGUUUAGCUUAGAUGUAGUACAGUGAAUAGUCAAAAAUUCGAUUUACAAUGUUAUUAGUAUCUCUGUUAUGAAAACUAGUUUGAAAGGCUAUUUUUAAUUAUAGAGCCGAUUAUUCCAUCCUCAGACUAAUAUAAUGACAGUUACUUUUAUCUAAAUAUCUUAGUUAGAAAUUAAUACAUAGAUGACAGCAGAUUUGAAAGGAGAUCUCUUAAUUGUAUGGAACAUUGUGUGCUGUGUUUGGAAAUACAAGAAAAAACUCUUGGGGAAUUAAAAAAAAAAAAAGCCUUAUAGAGUGACAGGACUAAUUUUUGAGUUGUGGGAGGUAACUAGCUUCAGGCUUUGAGGUCCAGUACCAUUCUGAUAACCUGUGAAGCACUGAGGGCAUUGAAUUGCCCUUGAAUUCAGUUAUAGCUUAAGGUGCACAGCACCUCACAGAACUAGGCCUUCAAAAUGUGUAAAAUCUGUAGAAUCUGACCCUGAUUCUGCCCUCUUCCUAGCUGAUGCAAAUGCAUUGGGUUGAUAUCAAUCCUCUGGUAUCCAGGGCAUUUUUUCAUACUGGCAAGAACUUAUAAUUUAAAUGUUGAACGGUACACUCAUUUUUUAUUGGAAAAAUUUACUGUGUCUAGUUGAAGUGAAGUUUGCUCCUACACUGUCAGUGAUAGAAACUUAGACAUUUAGAAACUUCCCAGAAAGUGACUUAGCAGGAUGGGAGGGGCUGAUAACCAAAAAGGACAGAAUUUCAAAGAAAUACUAGAAAACGGACUACUUCUAAUACAGAUGUAUAUGCUUUUGUCCGUCCACACAUGCAAAUGGCUACUGCAGCAAUAUUAUUUUUGUAAUAUCCACAUAUGCACACAGGAAAAAUAGAAAGAUUUGUGAACUAUGUGGUUUACAAUUGCACAGAUCUAACUGAAAUCAAAAUUUGUCCCAGUGUACUGAGCAAUUAAAUGCAGAAAUAUCUCUUCUAAAUACUGAUAUUUCUCAUUUUCUUUGCAUCUGGUAAUCCAAAGCAGGUUAUAUACCCUAAUACAUAUAGAUAUUAAUGAGACUUGAAGAUCCACUCUUUGGUUUAGUUUUAGCCUAAUAAAAUUUUUCUUCCAUUAAUAUGUUAUGCAGGUAUUAUUUUUCUUUAAUAAAACAAGCAAAAUCAACUCUGUCCUCUAAUUAUAGGAUCAUAGGAAAAUAGGGCUGGAAGGGACCUUAUGAGGUCAUUGAGUCCAACGCCCUGCUCAAGGUAGAAAAUAUUCUCAUACCUCUCCCAUUAAAGUGGAUCUGAGUUGCUUGAGUAUAAUAAAUUUUAGAUGAUAUACAGAGAUCAGAGCUAGUUAAAAAAUUUAAAAUUUGGAUUUUUUUUAAUGAAACAGGGAUAAAAUUUGGCUAAUUGCUUCCAUUUGAAAGCAGGUAAUGUAUCAGAAUUGUAGUGAAAUAAAGACCCACUAAGGUAAAGUCUGUUAUUGGCCUUUCCUGUUUAUGGUCUUUUUAUUUAGAAUCACUGUGCUUAACAAGUCAAUUUUUUAUUCUUCUCCAAUGACUGUUCAGUUCAACUAAAAACUGAGAUUGGAUUAUCAAGCUGUGCUUUGUCUUCAUCUAACAGCCUUGCUAGAUAACAGAUUCUAAAAACAGUAUUUGGUUGCCAGUUCUGUUGAUAUGGAGGCAGAUCUGAAUCCAGUUAGAUCUUCUGUAGUUAUUUUUUGCUCUACAGUGAGCAUUUUUUUUUCCCCUCUAUCGAGAUGUCUAACCAUCAUAGUGUCUGGAUGCUAGUAACAGUCAGUAGUUCUAUAUACUGACAUGUUUUCAGAACAAUAACCAAAAUUUUAAUAAGGAAUCUUCUGAGAGCCUUGUGAGGUAGGUAAAAUAAAUUGUUGUUACCCUACUUGAAGACAGGGAAACUGGUACAUAGAAGGGCCAAAUUGAAAUGACUUAGUUCUUAGACAUUAUACGUAAACUAACACUGAAACAGGCAGAUUGCCUGAAUAAGGAACUCGGAGUUUAGUUCUUUGACUUGCCCAAAUUUAUGGAGUGAGCUAGGGCUGGAACCUAGUAUUUCCUGACUCAUAACACCAUUCUCAUGUCUUCAGAAGUAGAAAAGGUUCAGGAAAUAGGUUGAACUUGACUGUUUGAAUCUAAUCACUUUCAUAACUUAACACUGCAAAUGUUUUAGAAUUGAAACUGCUUUGAGGUAUAAUGCUUAUUAGAUGCUGAGGACUUCAUUUUAAUCCAUUUUAUGUAAUUUGUGGGGUGUUUGGGAUAUGCUUAAUCAGUAGGCCAGAUUUGUUUACUGCAACUGAAGUACUUGGAGUUAGUCUCCCUAGAGGCAGAGUUUUUCUGAGAUAUGAACUGUGACAUAGCUCCUUGGCACAUGGUUGUGUUCUUGAGUUUUUUGUCCUUCAUUUAUCAUUUGAAGUUUUUGUUAGAUACUGAUUUUGUUUCAUUGUAGCUCUUAAAACAAUUAUUCUCAAAUAAAUACUGAAACAUUAAUGAUUUAUAUAGUAAGCAGCAGCAGUAGAUUUACACCAUGCAUGUCAUGCAAAUGAAUAGCAAAGUUACUGUACUUUUUUAGUACUGUAGUUCCUUCCUUUCUGUAAUCAGGCAGCUUUUACAGGUUUUUAGCUAGACCUUUAACUUGGCAGAGGUUUAACUACUAUUCAGGAUAGAAUCUGUUUUCUUAUUCCAAAUUUCAUGUAGCAAAUCAAGAUCAUAGGACAUGUGAUAAUUUUUAUAGUCUUUUGAAUCUACCAGCAGAAAUUUGGAGAUAGAUGCAUUUUCUUUUUUCCCCAGAUUUCAACUAAGUGUAUACUAUGAAGUUACAUAGAGCUUUCUGAUGUAUGAAAAUUAAUUUCAGAACUGUAGUACCAGCAACAUACCUUAAUUAAACCUUUUGUAUUGCGUGCAAAAUAUUUUAAUGCCUUUUAAAGUCUGAUGUAGUUCACUGCAUUUUUUGCUUUUGCACAACUGAAAAUGUUUUGUACUAAGUAAUAGGAAAUUAUGCUAUUUAUAUACCAAGUGUGACAGACGAAACAUGAAUAGAAAUUAUUUUCACAGAAUUAGGAAAUGUCAUCCUCCCUUCUGAAAAAUAACGCUGAGCAAAGCCUGUGUCCAAGCACUUAUGGCAUAAACUGAAUAUAUAAUGUGUAUGGAACAUGCAGUUUUACAACCUUGUGUGAAAAGGUCUUUUAGAGUCACUUAUUUUCUUUACUGCACUUGACAUAUGAUGUCCUCUUUAGUCACAAUAUGAAUUUGAGUUUCCAGAUUAAAAAAAAAAAGAAUAUGCAAUGUUCUCUGUUUUCAAUUGGUGUCAGAAAUUUUAUUUUGAUGUGAACUUUUUCUUCUGCUUCUUUUUGUUCCAAACUUCCAUUUUGCAAUAAACAUUUUGACAGUAA